AUGGAAAGUCGGAGCAGGAAUACCAAGCGCGUCUUGGGACAUCAAGGAUACUGCUCUAUACUUCUCGUGAAAACUUCUGUCUAUCAAGAAACUAUCAGAGAAGUGAUCAGACAUUUCAAAGCUCGUGUACGUGGCCAUGCUUCCCGGAAGAACUUGGAUCAUCGUAUAAAAUAUGUCGCUCCAGAAAGGCUGGGACAGAACAUCCUGCCAGCGUUGAAACGGAGGCUGUGGUUGUUCUCACUCGCUCUGAAUACAUCCAACUCGCCAAAAGAUACGAAACCCUGGUACAGUGGGAUUCUCGACCACUUGGCAGACAUUGAUGACCUCUUGGAAGACACUGAUACGUAUAUCAUCUCGAUUUGGAGGAGCUACACGCCCAACCAAGGAUACCCAGUUUUUGUGGACGAUAUUCCUUUCAGAGUCCAAAGAAUUGCAGAGCACGUUCGAGAGCUGUUUGAAAGCCAACUUGGUCGAUUGUUUGACGCGUACCAUACGUUUUUUGAUGAUUUCCGUCUUCUGAAGCCGUGUAGCAACGCACUCUCAAGUCCCGAAGAAGGAAACACUGUUUACCGCCUCACAGCUGCAUCGAGCGAAAAAAUUGAUGACAUCCUUGGAUCGCUUGAUAAAUCUUCGUUGGGGCUGGCGAAAGAAGGAUGGCAAAAGUUGGUCAAAGAAAUCGACACCUCGUUCGAAUAUCCUUUGGAAGGACCAGUUUUGAACCCCUUGGACCCUGACUACCCUAACGGUUAUGAAGAGCUUAUUCUCGGGAUAGAAACAAGAAGAAACAAGUCAUUCCAAGCUGCAACUCCGGUCGUCAAGUUAUGCCGGAUUUAUUUCAAGAAACUCGUGCGACCAACCAACAAUCAACCAUUGAUCUUUGUGGCUCCAUCGAUGAAUAUGACUGAGGAUCAAUUGAUGCGGUUCGUCGAACACACCAAUCGGACUGAUAGCUUUACGGAUCAUUUUGUGAGCGUGAUCAUACAUUGGUCGGAUCAACUCGAUGUCGUUUUUGGUGUGACAGUUGAACUUCAGCUUCACUUUCGUGAACUAUCUCCGAUCCUCGAGGAGUAUUGGGAAUCCUUGUUGGAAAGCAACAAUCCACGAGUUGAUCAACAAGCAAUUGCCGACACUCGCCAGUGGCUAGAAUCUUGGAAGUCGCAUUUUCCCCUCGCGAUGGAAAACUUCAUUCAAAUUACAGGUUGUAACGACUUCCCCAGGCCUAUCAUUGACGAGAGACACACUGGUGUGGAGGAAGUAUCAGAUGAGAGCGACACUGAGCAAUCUGAUCAAGAAAACGGUUCGGUAUUCAAAUACGGCUCCGAUGGCGAGGACCGAUUGGAUGGCAAGGCCGGAUCGGAUGGCGACGGCGGCUUGGAUGGCGAGGAAGACCCUCAUGAUGAAGAUAACACGGAAUAA
This is a messenger RNA of Puccinia graminis f. sp. tritici CRL 75-36-700-3, 1416 nucleotides long. RefSeq lists its product as uncharacterized. Lineage: Eukaryota; Fungi; Basidiomycota; Pucciniomycetes; Pucciniales; Pucciniaceae. The transcript has 2 exons. The coding region runs from base 1 to 1416 and encodes 471 amino acids. The record is from RefSeq and is a predicted model, not a curated record. Gene Ontology annotation, molecular function: protein binding.